AUGAACACAUAUGAGCCAGAAGCGGUUGACGAACAUGGCGACCUUGAAGAAUGGCUAGAGAGCGAGUUGACGAACGAAAAUGAAGCUCUAACCGCACCAGAGGGCGCACCAGUCCCCUUCAAAAUCCGCUGGAUAGCUAGCGAUGGUUCACAUGUAGUGGAAAACCAAGUAUUGGCCGCCCUAUCGUCUGCGCAACAGAAUGAAGGCAAAGAUUCACAGCCUUACCAAGUAUCACAGGCUACUCAUUGCGAUGCCACAGGAGAUGCUAACCGCGGACUUUCUCGGUAUGAUGGGUCAUCACACCUUCGUGGGUUCGAGCACCAGGAGCGUCGAACGUCUAGUGACACGUGCCCAUCCACAAAGGGUUCUGCAUAUUGUGCAGCUGGGCUUAUUUCCUCUACAUCGGUGGGAUCGGUGACGUGCCGAUUGCAGCUACCUCACGACCCUUUUCUCUUGCGGUCCAAAACAUACGGUACGCUCAAACAGACGGUUUCGACGGACACACUCGUCACUGACGCCUCAGCUGUGCUGGGGACGGUGGAAUCUCUACCCUGCUCCCACAGCGUAAUCAUUCAUGGGCUUUGCGUCACCUGCUGUUGUGUUGUGGAAAACCCGGAUUCUAAAAGGCGUAAGGAGUCCAUAGCCGCACAGGCUAAAAGGCAGGCUCCCGACCUCCAGGCCUCUGAUACAUCGUUGAUGGUUGUUCCAGGCUUCAUCACCAAUAACAAUGAGGUCCGGGUCAAUGCCAAAGUUUCCAAUGAAAUGGAGUUGUUGGAACUUCUUAGGCUUUUGCGUAAACGUAAAUUAUGUCUCGUGCUAGACUUAGAUAAUACACUUAUUCACUCUUCGUGCACCAAAGUUCCAGACGAUAUUGAUAUCGCCGUGAUAGACAUGUACGGCAGAUCAGAAGGCUACAAGCUCCAGUUCGACAACGAAGAGGAUAAUCUGCGUUAUGAAGAAGAACUCGAAAAUUCUAUUUUGGUGACGCGGACUCUAAACGAGUUGGACAAUCGUUACUUCGUCAACUACUACAAGCUGAGGCCAGGCGUAUACAAGUUCCUGAGGCGUGCGUCGGAGUUAUAUGAGCUGUACUUAUUCACAAUGGGAACACGUGCACACGCCCAUGCCGCGUUGAAGAUCCUGGAUCCCAGUGGCACUUUCUUCGGUCAUCGUGUAUUCAGCAGAUCCGAAACAAACAACUGCUUCAAAUCGCUCUGCCGCAUUUUCCCUAACUACCGGAACCUACUACUCAUUCUGGAUGACUCCGAGCACAUUUGGGUGGAUGCGCCCGGUUUGAUAAAGGUGUACCCCUACUACUACUUUACAGACUUGGCGUUGAUAAAGAAUAGGGAUUGCAGAAACUUGGGACGCGUUUCAGCGGCUAUGCAAGCCCAUUGUAACUACUCUAACUAUGUGUGGCAUUCCGUGAUUAUGGAAAUCUGGAAGGAUAACGCAUUGCGUGAAGCCCCGGUCCGCGACUACGAGGGGUUCACCGUCCCCAUGGGCUUAAAGGUCCCUGGCAAAUGCCCCCCGACGUUCAGAUACAACCACUUAUUAAUAGCUAACAGCCGACCGUCCUGUAUAUUUCGACGGGCUUCACAUGCGGAAUCGACGAGUGCUGCGUGGCAUUCCCGGGAGGUUUCCAACACAACACAAUCGCCAGAUACGCCGGAAAGACAAAAUUUAGUAGCUGAGACUUUACCUCUUGAGGCUUCUUUCCCACCGUCUGGCGGCGCAAUAUUGGCGGCGGACAGUUCUCCAGCCGAGGAUAAAAAUCGCAAUAUCAAGGGUACAAACAAGACUGUAACAAUCACACCUAGCACACAUUCUGAUGAUUAUACAGAGGUGAAUCCCGAAAGAGCGCCGCAAUGUCGUAAGGCAACUACUGACAACGCAACGCUGACACAAGCGGGCAGCUUUACUCGUAAACUGCGCAAGAUUUACGUGCGUGACUGCGACCAGCAGUUACCAUGCAUCACAAAGUUGCUAUGUGAAAUGCAUAAACAAUUCUUCGACCAGUUCGACAAUACAGAAGUGACGCUGGAACAGCUGAAAUAUCUAAUUGAAAAAAAUGUCCUUCCCGACGUUGGCGUACUACUUUGCAAACACCGCGAAGGAAUAUUGCGCGGAGUGGUGCUAGCGGUAAACCGAAACGACUUUCUAAGUGCAAGAACAGGUGAAGAAAGUGACUUCUUCAAGACGGACCUUGGGUUCACAGCCCGGCGGUUCGGGGUCGUAAAAUCUUCUGUUGAUGCCGAAACCACUCACUACCUAAGUAACAACGUAUCAACUGUGGUGUCAGCACCGGGUAUAAAACGGGUACAUAGCCAAUGGCUAGAGGCGUGUAUUUACACGUGGUGCCAUGUCUCUGAGCCCGCCUUCGAUCCCGCCGGCUGGAAAGAGCCCUUUCGCACGUUUUGGGACACACUUAAUGCUCAACAAUCAUAA
Babesia sp. Xinjiang is the source of this 2448-nucleotide messenger RNA. RefSeq names its product RNA polymerase II subunit A C-terminal domain phosphatase (gene fcp1). NCBI's taxonomy places the organism in Eukaryota, Apicomplexa, Aconoidasida, Piroplasmida, Babesiidae. The coding region runs from base 1 to 2448 and encodes 815 amino acids. The record is from RefSeq and is a predicted model, not a curated record. Gene Ontology annotation, molecular function: RNA polymerase II CTD heptapeptide repeat phosphatase activity. The transcript has 2 exons.